Messenger RNA from Thlaspi arvense, 3794 nucleotides. The record is from the annotation of a GenBank genome assembly. NCBI's taxonomy places the organism in Eukaryota, Viridiplantae, Streptophyta, Magnoliopsida, Brassicales, Brassicaceae.
CGGAGAAGCAAUACUCUGUUAUCUUUCGAAUCUCCACGUUUCUCUCUCUUCUGCAAAAUUCCGUUUUUCAUUUUCUCUCUCUCUCUCUCUCUCUCUCUCUCUCUCUCUCUCUCUCUUCAAAAGUGAGAAAGCGACCGGAGUUCCGUACUUUGGAUUAGAUGUGUUUCGUCUCGCUGUUUCGUCAGUUUCUUACUACACACCAUUAGUCUUCUCUCUCUCUCUCUGUCUGAAUACGACUUUCCUCUGUUCCCCCAAUUCUUCUUCUUCUUCUUCUUCUCUCUCUCUCUCUCAUCCUCUCACAAUCUCCAUUUUCGAGGCUUGCUUCAUUGAUUCACGAGAGACAAUAAUUCAUUGAUAUUUUUAUUACCUCUCUCGAUCGGUUCGUUGCGUAAAAGCUCAUCUCCUGUUUCUAUUCUGCUCUGUUCCUGGUUUCAGAAUCUGUCUCUUUAUCUACAAUUGGCUCUGUUCUGUUUUGUCUGUCUAAUAUAAGGUUUUAUCCUUUUUUUUUUCUCUUAAACGACAAUUCAUAGUUAUAGUUUCCGAACUUCACUCUCUCUCUUGUCGGAAUCUGGGUUUCUUCUCUCUCUGAUGAUUCAUCAGAUCGGAAGUUUUAUCGCCGUUUGAAGUACUUUCUCUCUCUUAAAUUUCCUUCACCGGAGAGCCAAUCGCCGGGAAAAAAAAUGGGAGGGUUAUUGCAUCUCUUCGAUUUCCAUAACAACAGUUUCUCCCGGAAAGUUUUCUCCCAUCACAAAAGCCGCGACGAAGAUCUGGAAGCUCCUAGGAAUAGUUUCGAGCUUCAAGUCGACAAUUUUCAGACAUACCACAAAGAGAAAGAUAAACCGAUCAUCGAGGAGCUCUCAAAACGUUCCAGCGACAAACAGAAUAAUUCGCCGAGUCUUGUAGCUAAGCUGAUGGGAAUGGACGCACUUCCUUUGGAGUCAACUAAAUCAACGGCUUGGAUCAAUCCUAAAGUGAAUCAGUCUCACGAGAAAAGAGGAGGAAAAAGAAACAAAAAGGGAAGGUUAUCAAUGGAGGCAGAGGAGACUAAUCCACCAAUGCGUAGAGAACAUCCUCAAGAAGAAGAGCUUCAAAGAUUCAGGAGAGAGUUCGAAGCUUGGCAAGCUGAUAAAAGGUUUAAAGAUUGUUCAAGAAUCGUUGAAUCGAGCUGUGUGGCUCGUGAAGAACAAGACAAGGAGAGGCUUUUCACAAGAACAAGGAGCUUUGGCCGAGAUUUCAACUUGAAGUCAGACAAGACAGCUGCUCCUACUAGGAUUGUGGUUUUAAGACCAGGUCUUCAGAGAGUUUAUGAUUACGAAGACUCGUUGACUACUUCUUCAGGGACGACCAUGGAAGGAAGCAGAGGAAGCAGCAUAGAAGAGUUUCUUGAGGAAGUGAAGGAGAGGUUGAAAGGUGAGCUUCAAGGAAGAGCUCUCAAGAGAAGUUCAUCAGUUAGAGGAAGCGGGAUCGAGACUCCUUUCAGCGAAAGACCUUUCCCGAGGUCUGAAUCGAUGAGAUCAUAUGCUGCGAGCGAGGUUCAGUGCAAUGCACCAGACUCUCCUCAAGAGUUUAUAAGCAGAGAUACAAGAAGACUUUUGGCUGAGAGACUUAGGAAUGUUUUGAGGAAAGAGAUGAGUCCUUCAGAUGAUUCUGUGAUCAAAUGUAGUAGCAGUAGCCGAUUGCGACCUACUGUAUCGGAUGCAGAGAGCUUAAGGAAACAAACUGAGGAAAUCAAUGAAGAAGAAGACUCGAGGACAAACAGAAAUGCUCCUAAGAAAGAUUCUUCUCCAUCACCAAGAAAUCUCAAGAGAUCACUAUCUGCUCCUGUCUCAGGGACAUCAUUUGGUAAGCUUCUGUUAGAGGAUCGGCAUGUUUUGACUGGCGCGCAGAUCAUGAGAAAGCACGAGGCUGUAAUAACUGAGCAGGAAGAAACAGAACAAGUUGCUGCUGUGGAUCCGAUCAGGAGGAAAGAAAGAUUCAACCUCAGGAAGAAAGUCUCCAGCUUUAGAUCAACUCUUAGAGGAAGAAUCUUUGGUAAGAAGAUACGUUCAAUGAUCGAAUCAAACAGUUUCGAGGAUGAAUCAAUCAAAGACUUUGUAACGGGUUCGAGGUUUAACAGCUUUUACGAUCGAAAUGAGAAUUCAACAGAAGUGCCUCCAAGCCCUGCAUCAGUCUGCAGCAGUACACCAGAAGAGUUCUGGAGAAAUGUCGAUUAUCUCAGUCAGAUUUCGACACCUGAUGUGACUGUAGCGGAUGAGAACGGUAUGCCUCAAGUCUUCAGAGACAUCAGUUCCAAUCUAAGUGAGCUAAGAAGGCAGAUAAAUGAGCUUGACUCCGACAUACAAGUGCCUACGCCUGUGGAAGAAGAAGCGGCUCGAGAGACUGAGAGCAUUGUUGAUUUAGGAAAUCCAGACAAAGUAUUUGUUAGAGAUCUUCUUGUGGCUUCUGGUUUGUAUGAAGGGAGAACAGAUAGAUCAUUGUCUAGAUGCGAUCCAUUUGCAAAGAUUAUAAACAAGUCUGUUCUUGAAGAGACAAAAGAGAAUCUCAAGAAGAGAAGCAAUCAGAAUCAAGAAGACGAAGAUAUGGAAGAGAGUACUAGAAGUGAAGAUAAUCAUAACAUACUGUUUGAUCUUCUGAACGAAGUACUUACGGUGGUGCUUGGACCAUUGACAACAAAGUCAGGUUUCAAGAAGAAAUUUAUGAGCUCGUGUGUAUCUGAACCAACGGCUAUAAGAGGUAAAUAUCUGUUGGAAUCAGCUUGGAGGAUCAUGUCGGAGUACUUAUAUUCUCAGCCAGAGAGACCCUUUUGUUCAUUGGAUGGGAUCAUUGGUUGGGACUUGGAGAGGUGUCCAUGGAGUGGUUUGAUUGGUGAAGAAGUUAAUGUGUUGGGGAGAGAAGUUGAAGGUAUGAUCAUGGCGGAUCUUGUUGAUGAAGUUGUCAAGGAUCUAAGAACACAAAUGGUCUAAGAUAAGAAGAUAAGAGAGUUAAGAUAUUGAAGCAGAACUGAUUGGUUUGGUUUGGUUUGGUUAAUGUGGAUGGUUUUUUUGGUGAGUUUCUGUAAAUAGGUUUUUUUUUUUAAUGGGGUGUUUUUUUCCUUGAAGAAGAGAGUUUCCAUGGUACCUGUAAAUGUUUACUUGCAGUACAGGGAAGCUAGAUUCUUGUGAUUGCUACAUAAUUACUAUUUUACUAAUAUACUAAAGAGGAGUUUUUAAAUUGUAAUGGUGCACACUCAUAACUGUGAUUUGACAAACAAGUUCUGGAAAGUUCUUAUGUCAACUUCUGAUAGACUUGAGCAAAAGUAGAGGGAAGAUUAGGGUUUGCUUUUUAGUAACGCUUUGGAGAAAACUUGACCUUGAUUUUGCAUUUGGGAGAAGCUCUGGGAAGAAUGAGUACCCAUUGCCAUGGGCGUACCAAGGUUCAGACUAGUUUUCUCAAUUGCAAGACAGAAAGCUCGGUUCCGGCAAGAAUCGAUAGGUCGAGGAGGCCGAGGAGCUUCGGCUGCGUCAUAUAAUCCAGCUCGAACUGGUGGCGAGAGGGCCUUGUAUCAGCUGGAAGAAGUGGGGGCUAGAGUGAAAGCUGAUAGCUUAACCAACUAUGGAUCUUGCGAGUCACUGAUCAACACCGAGUCACCGAGAGAACCGACAGAGAAAACCCUUUUAAGAAUGAGAAACGAUUGGUUAUAGAGAAAAGCAAUCAGUUUACUGAUGACACAGAAGCAACCAACUUGAAUUUCGUCUCAGAAAUCUGCAGAAGAAGGAUUUGUUACGCCGGAGAGAAGAAGAGAGGAGAUAUGUUAA